This is a messenger RNA of Vespa mandarinia (Asian giant hornet), 7221 nucleotides long. It is a transcript of the gene Prosap, whose product is annotated as SH3 and multiple ankyrin repeat domains prosap. The record is from RefSeq and is a predicted model, not a curated record. Gene Ontology annotation, cellular component: postsynaptic membrane; postsynaptic density; dendritic spine. Gene Ontology annotation, molecular function: ionotropic glutamate receptor binding; synaptic receptor adaptor activity. Lineage: Eukaryota; Metazoa; Arthropoda; Insecta; Hymenoptera; Vespidae.
GUUCGUCGUGAUAGGACGUGGAUUUUUUUUAACCUCUCUCUCUCGUAUUCGUCGUUACAUCGUUCCUUAUAUGUUUCUCUUACGUCAAAACGCGUGGCUCUAUUACGAUCAUUUUCUUCAUUUUCCUUAUUUUCUUUUCUUUACUUUUUAAUCGUAUCAAUAGAGCACAAACGUUCGGUGUAUUUCACAUUUUUAUUUCAUAAUUUCUUUUUCAUAUUUUUCCUCCUCGUAUCAUCAUUAUCAUUAUCUGAUUAUCAUUAUCAUCAUCAUCAUCAUUAUUAUUAUUAUUUUUAUUAUUUUUAUUAUUAUUCGUGAGAAGUGUGUGUUAGUGCUACGAAGUAAAGUGUCAACGAGGGAAUUUCAAUCCUGCAGAUCGAGUCCAUCGAGGAAGGAGGAGUGAGAAAGACAGAGAGACAGAGAGACAGGGAGAGAGAGAGAGAGAGAGAGAGAGAGAGAGAGAGAAAAUCGAAUCUUUCAACUGUUUUUCUAUUUUUUUUUUUUCUUUUUUUAUAAUAUUAAACAGGAGCCGUAUCCUUUGGAAGAAUUUCAUCGAUCUCGUAAAAAGAACGGGAAAGAAAAAAGAAGAAAAAAGAAAAAGAUGCUGCGGUCGGACAGUGUACCAUCCUCUGCAUCUGGGCGGCAAGAUUGCACUCCGAUUAUGAUGUGAUUCCGUGACCGUGGAAUCGUCAGGAAGAGCGAGGUCCUCGCAAUGGAGGCGGGACCGAAUCAGCAAUCUCACCAGCAGCAGCAGCAGCAGCAGCAGCAGCAACAACAACAGCAGCAGCAGCAGCAGCAGCAGCAGCAGCAGCAGCAGCAAACUCAGCAAGGAUCGCAGCAACAGUCCGCAGCUAACGUUUGCCCGGGCCAAUCACAAUUGGCCAGUUCUCAGGUCUCCGUUGCUUCAGGCCAAUCCCAAGGUCAUACACAGCAACAGGAUAAUACCAGUGGUAUCGCAGAGACUGGACCAGUCGAGGAAGGUGUACUUCUUGCGAGGGUUCACGUGCCGGAACUCUACGUUAGCAAGUGUCUUCAAUUUCCUAAGGAUCAACUUGUUUGGGACGUGAAGCAACAAUGUCUGGCAUCUUUACCCAAGGUGGCCACUUGGUACAGGGAGCUGAAGGAGAGCUUCAAUUAUGGCCUCUUCUGUCCUCCAGUCAAUGGAAAGGCUGGAAAAUUUUUGGACGAGGAACGUCGCCUUGGCGAUUAUCCUUUCAAUGGUCCUGUUGGUUACCUAGAGCUGAAGUACAAAAGGCGUGUCUACAAGAUGCUACAUCUCGAUGAGAAGCAGCUAAAGGCAAUGCACACGCGUACCAAUCUACGAAGGUUGUUAGACUACGUAGCUAAUAGUCAAGUUGAAAAGAUAGCCAAGAUGUGCAGUAAGGGCCUGGAUCCGAAUUUUCAUUGUCAGGAGACUGGAGAGACACCAUUGACAUUAGCGACGAGUUUAAAAAAACCAUCGAAAGUGAUCAUAGCAUUGGUAAAUGGUGGUGCCCUUUUAGAUUAUCGUACGAAGGAAGGUUUAACGGCUAUGCACCGUGCCGUCGAAAGAAAUAGUUUAGAGGCCGUUAAAACGUUAUUGGAGUUAGGCGCAAGUCCCAAUUACAAGGACACCAAGGGCUUGACGCCACUUUAUUACAGCGUUAUCAACAAAACUGAUCCGAUGCUUUGCGAGACUUUAUUGCAUGAUCAUGCUACCAUUGGGGCACAGGAUUUACAAGGGUGGCAAGAAGUUCAUCAGGCUUGCCGAAAUAAUCUGGUACAACAUCUCGACCAUUUACUAUUUUAUGGUGCCGACAUGAACGCACGUAAUGCGUCCGGUAACACCCCGUUACAUGUCUGCGCUGUUAACAACAAUGAUUCCUCGUGCAUACGUCAGUUAUUGUUCAGGGGGGCGCAAAAGGAUAGCCUGAAUUAUGCGAAUCAGACACCUUAUCAGGUUGCCGUUAUCGCCGGUAACAUGGAACUAGCCGAGGUCAUCAAGAAUUAUCAACUCGAAGAAGUUGUACCAUUUAAAGGGCCACCUCGGUACAACCCAAAACGAAGAUCAAUGGCAUUCGGUGGAACAUCAAUGAUGUCAACGAGCUGUUCAGCUAGCAAUUUGGGGACCCUAACUAGGAUACCAUCAACGGAACAACAUGCCGCUGGUGGAUCUAAUACUGGUAGCUUAACACGUACGAUAUCAGUGGAACAAUAUUCGAGUACUGGUAACAAUUUAACAAGAGUACCAUCGGCUGAUCAAUACGUAACAACAACAACAACAACAACAACAACAACGGCUAGUCUAAACAGAGUAUCAUCUGCGGAUCAACAAUAUGUUAAGGGUGGUGGUAUAACCUCAGUUGAGCAAUAUACAACUGGUACACUUAUUAGAGUACCAUCAUCCUCAUCAUCUUCCUCUUCCUCUUCUUCUUCUUCUUCUUCUUCUUCUUCAUCAUCAUCAUCAUCAUCAUCAUCGUCUUCGUCUACUUCGUCAUCUUCUUCUACAACUGCUGAACAACAACAGCAACAACAACAACAACAACAACAACAACAACAAAAUCAACAAAACGAUUUUACCACGUUGCCCAGAAUAAAUCAUCCUCCGUCCACGGAAUCAUCAUCGUCGUCAACAACAAUUACAGCAACAACAGCAACAACAACAACAACAACAACAACAACAACACCGAUCCUAGUUGUUGCACCAUUAAAUACUACUACUGUUGUCAAUCGAGUACCGUCCAUCGAAGCUACCAGAAAUGAUAUACAAAGAAUACCGUCCGAACAACAACAACAACAACAACAACAGCUACAGCAACAACAACAACAACAACAACAACAACAACAACAACAAAUAUCGCAAUCGUCGCAAAUUUUACAACAGCAUCAUCGUAAUCAUCAUCAUCAUCAUCAUCAUCAUCAUCAUCACCACGUAGCUACUAUCAGAACGACUGAACAACAGAACCGGCAUAACUCCGAGUACCAGAGUCCAAAUUCACUGAGGGAUCCAAACGCGAGAUUGCCGAUGGAGAACUAUCAGAACAUAAGAAUGGAGGGCCUGACGAGGCUGCAGGAACAUCGGCUCGAGUUGCAACACCGUUUGGACAUUCACAGGACAAUGGAGAUGCCACCGUCGCCAUCCCCCAGUAGCAGAAGUCUUGCACCUUUCAGCUCGGCUAGCUCGAGCCUAUCAGAAGGCAGCAAUCAACCGUCCGGUGAAGAUUCUGCUAGCAUUGUUACAGACAAAAGUCUUGGAGAUACAGCGUCAGACGUGAUCAGUGAUAGCUCAGGAGUUGGUACCUCACAAUCGGACACUACUAAUUCAUUGUCGAUACCUGGGACUACUGUCGUCUGUGUUGAAAGUUAUAACAGUGGGAUACUUGGACAUUUGACGAUCAAUCAAGGAGAUAUUCUUGAAGUUACCGGUGCUACAGAUUGUGGUUUACUCGAAGGAGUAUUACGUGGCCAGGGUACAGGAUUAUUUCCAGCACAUUGCGUACAGGAAGUUAGGCUACGUCAUACGAAUAUACCAUUGGGUCCGUUACCAAUAAGAGACGGAAGAAAUAGGGUAUUAGGCCGUAGAGAGUCCCAACACAAAUAUUUCGCUACAGCGCCAAGAUUGAAGAAACCAGUUACUUCAGAGCCACGUACGGUAGUACUACAUCGAUCCAGAAAAGGUUUUGGUUUUGUUUUACGUGGUGCCAAAGCUACGUCACCGUUAAUGGAAUUGACACCAUCAGCGAGAUAUCCAGCUUUACAAUAUCUCGAUGAUGUUGAUCAAGGUGGUGUAGCAGAUCUUGCUGGUCUCCGUAAAGGAGACUUUCUUAUCCAAAUCAACGAGGAGGACGUGACAACAGCAUCUCACGAGCACGUUGUCGAUCUGAUUAGAAAAUCGGGCGAGUUGGUACGAAUGACAGUUGUCUCGCCUGUGAUCAGCCUUCCAAAUUCACAAUCGGCAGCCGCAUUGCCGACUAGUCAACCAAUUCAAAGACAGUAUGCAACAUUGCCGCGUAAAGGUAACAACAAUGUGCCAAUUGGUGGUACCUUAGGUAGAUCACCAGCACCAAUGCCACCGCGUAGAGAUCCAAAAACAACGUUGAGCGUUGGCCGUGCCAGAGCUAGAUCAAUGGUAGCUGGAUUAGUAGAAGGGGGCGGGGAACGUGAUGACAGGGAUGAAAUCACAUCUACGGGAGCUAAAUCUAGCAGCGCGGAAUCCAUUCAUUUACCUCAGCAACCAUCGACCGGUCCAAAUACAGGUCAAAAUACACCGGUUCAACCGAGAACAGCUAGUAUUAGAUCAAGGCCAACAUCUAGUAGAAUAACAGCCGCUGAACUCGAGGAAUUAUUUCAACGACAGCAAGGUAGUACAAGCGGUCAAUAUAGUUCAUCGAUGAUGAGCUCGCACUUUCAAACUGGUCAAUCUACAAAGUCACAUCCUUCCUCGCCUGCUAAAACUGGCAGGGUCUAUGCUAGCGUAGCUGAAAUGAAACGAAAAGGAAAAUCGAACUCGAGAGUACGUUUCUUCGGUGGUCUUGGUGGUGGUUCCGAUCUCCACAGAGAUUUCCACAGUACACCGGAUCUUAACAUACAAGCACAGUCGUCGAUCUUGGUUCCAAAGGGUCAUAGAAGUCAAGAGGACGUUAAUGCGGUGAAUGGUAGAAAUGGAUUGCCACCGCCUAAUCAUCCCCCACCACCACCACCGGUUGGUCAGGUCGUUAAAGUAAACGUUGGGGCUAACGUACCCGACGUUGUUACACCGGCUUCCGUUUACGACAACAUGGCGCAUAUCCAACAAGUCAAAGAAUUAGCAGCAGCUACGGCGGAUGGUGGUUACGGUGUAAUGUCAAGUUUUCGACCGACGAACAGCGCAAAAUUAUACGCCUCGCCGGAAGACAUGAAAACUGUUGGUUAUCGGUCAAGAAGUUUACCAGCCCAUACAACAAGAUCACACGUUAGAAAAUCUCAUAGUCUUCGUGCACCUAACAAUACGACAUUCAAACCUACGUCGGUUGGCCAACAACAGAGUACCGGAAACGCUACGGGAAAUAGUACUGGCAAUGGGACAUCUAUCAAUCUAUCUAAUACCAAUAACAAUCAAUACGCACAACCAUUGAAGACUAACAGGAGCCACAGUACGGCCGGUAUUAGAGAAAGAAAGAAGAAAGUGAUCGGUACGAGUUCCUCCGUGACAAAUUUAUCAUCGCUAAGUAAUACCAAUGGCAAUGCCAAUGGUAACAAUAACAAUAACAAUAAUAAUAAUAAUAAUAAUAAUAAUAAUAAUAAUAAUAAUAAUAACGGCUGCGGUGCAGGUGUUGGUCUUGGUGGUGGAGGUGGAGGUGGUGCUGGUGUUGUUGGUAAUGGCAGUGGCCCGGUUGUACCGUCAUCGGCACCACCAAUACCAGAACCAGAUUACAGUCUUUCGGAGUCCGAGAACGACGACGAAGCAGAAGAGGAUACAGACGAGGAGGCCGAAUCGGAUAUAGCUAAGGAAUUAGAAAAGGCCGCGGCACGUGAUAAAUUGGAAUCAACCCGUGAGACCUCAGGUAAUUCGAAUGCAUCCGGUUCGAGUUCUUCAGGUUCGAGUUCGUUGCCUCAUUCGUUUAGCGUCGAGGAAAUACAAAAAGUAAGGACCCAAUUGAAAUCAUCGAAAAGCCAUCCCAACGAUUUUCUAUUGCAACAAACUCAACAGUCGUUGGCAGAGGACGGUGACAACAGUUCGAGCGGGGUAAGCUCCGAUCAGGAUGUACCAGUAGGUCCACCAAUGGGUUUCGACGAUACAACUAGCGUUAGGAAUCAUCCUAAUGAUAUUAAUCAACAACACGGCGGCGGUACAUUGUUAACAAUUGGUAACAACGAUAAGGAAUCUGGUAAUUCGAAGCGUACCGGUUAUGGGGGUAGUGGUAUGUUAACCAGGCAUGCCGUCAGUCUUGCACAAUUACCACCACCCAUUGAGGCAGAUUCCGAGGAUCAAAACAAUGAUCUAUUUGUACCACCACCGCCGGAAUUUAAUGCUGGACCAUCAGCUGCAGCUGCCGCUGCUGUUGCUGCUGCUGCCGCAGCAGCUGCUGCCGCCGCUGCCGCUGCCGCUGCCGCUGCUAAUACUGUUAACACCUCUAACGUUGCCAACGUUGCGGACGAACUGGUCUUUGCUCCGCCCCCGCAAUUCUCUGACAACAAACAACAACAACAGCAACAACAGACCCAACAGAAUCGUGUCAAGAUCAUUGGGGCUAUUCCAAAAGUCACUGGGAACCAAGUUAAAGCUUCGGCCGGACGAUUACAUAGUCAAUGAAUUAAUCCGCAUAAUGUAUAACACACGGACACACACAUAUACGCAUACACACAUACACACACACACACACACACAAACACACACGUGCGCGCGCGUGCGCAUCAGACAGAUAGAUAGACAGACAGACAGUCUCUCUCUUUGUCGUUAAAAUUUGCAAUUAUUGAUAUGAAGAGUCAAUACUUAAAUCGUAGUGGAAUUUUUGAUAAGCUCUCUGCGUGACGUUUUGAAUGGAUAUAUUUGUUUUUUUUUCCUUUUCCUUUUUGUUUCCUCUCUCCUUUUUUUUUGUUUUUUUUUUUUUUUUUUUUUUUUUUGAGAGGAAAAGAUCACUCAUUCCAAGCCAGUCUUCUCGCGUUCUAACACUUGCGCUGGUGGAUUUUUUUUUCUUUUUUUUUCUUUUCUUGAAGAAAAAAAGAGAGAAAGAGAGAGAGAGAGAGAGAAAGGGAGAGAGUACUGGCCUAACGAAAAGAGACAGACAUAACAAAUUCUACUACAAAUGCUCCUCCGAGGCAAAUAAAAUUUUUUAGAACGCAUGAAUAAAAAGAAAAGAAAAGAGAAGAAAAAAAGAAAAGGAGGAAGAAGAAGAAGAAGAUAAUAAUGAUAAACGAAAUAUAGGAAUGAAAAAGGAUAAGACGGGAUAAUCGAGGGAAGUCCUUGAAGACUUGAGAAACUCGAAGAUAAAGAAGGAGAGAAAAAGAUGAAGUUGAGGUGGGAAGGGGAGGGGGAGAGAGGAAUGGAAAUUAAAACCAAAAAAAAAAAAUUAAUAAAUAAACAAUUAAAUAAAUAAAUAAAUAAAUAAAUAAAUAAAUAAAUAAAUAAAUAAAUAAAUUGUAAACGAGCUGAAUGAUUGGAGAAUGAAUGAAUUUUUAGAAAGUCGUCGGUUUGUUUUUUCCAUGUUUCUACCGAUUAUUAUAGUAUACAUAAAUAAAUAGAAAGAAGAGAAAUGACAGUGAUAA